AUGUAUGGUAAAGUCACAACGACAAGCACGAUGCAGUUGUAUUCUGAGAUGUCGCUGAAAAUUCCGGGCGAUUUGUCUGGCGGAUUGUACUUCCUCAAUGGGAGGCGAACUACAAUUGAGAGUACCAAAACUUUCGACGUUAUUGAGCCCCGCAUCGGUGCCGUUAUUGAGAAAUGCCCAAUUGCUGACCAGGAGACGGUGAAUCGAGCAGUUCACUUUGCGGCCGCAGCGCAGCAAAGUUGGGGUAACCUAACUCCACUAGAGCGAGGCAAAGUGCUGCACAAAGUCGCCGGAAUCAUAAGGGAAAACCUCGAAGAAAUUGCUCGCUGGGAGGUAAAAACUAAUGGAAAACCUAUCUAUGAGGCUCGAGUGGACAUAGAGUCGUCUGCAGAUACCUUCGACUUCUUUGGCGGCGUAGCUCCUGCUGUUUUGCAAGGAGACCAUAUUGACAUACCCGGGGGACCGACCAGCAGACUGGCAUAUACUCGCCGUGAACCCUACGGAGUUGUCGGAUGCAUAGGAGCAUGGAACUAUCCAUUCCAGACCUGCGUAUGGAAGGUAGCUCCAGCCUUAGCUGCCGGGAACGCCGUCGUCUACAAGCCGUCACCGUUCGCAACCGCAUCCCCAGUGCUACUCGGAGAAAUCCUCUCCGCUGCAGGAGUACCAGAUGGGGUCUUCAACGUGGUGCAGGGAGAAGCGGAAACGGGCAACUUCUUGUGUAUUCACCCGCUGAUUCGCAAACUUUCGUUUACCGGUUCUGUUGUCGGCGGAAUGGCUGUACAAAGACAGGCAGCUGCAGCAAAUGUGAAACCGGUAACACUUGAACUCGGAGGCAAGUCAGAACUUAUCAUAUUCGAUGAUUCUGAUGUUAAAAGUGCUGUCGCCGCUACGAUGCUGGCCAAUUUUCUUAAUCAGGGACAAGUGUGCACAAAUGCAACUCGUGUGUUUGUUCAACGAGGUAUUCUCGAAUCAUUCACAGCCGCACUUUUGAAGGAAUGCGAUGAGAAGCUUAAAGUUGGCGAUCCACUCAACGAGGAUACGCGAGUCGGUGCCAACAUAAACGAAACUCAUCUGAACAGGAUUCUUGAUUUCGUCGAAAGUGCUAAACAAGAGGGAGGUCAGCUGCUGCGCGGCGGGAAACGUUUGCAUCCAGAUGGUGUUAAAAAUGGCUACUACUUUGAACCAGCAGUAAUCAUCGGACUAAAGGAUGACGCUCGUGCGGUUCGCGAGGAGAUUUUCGGUGCCUGCUGCUUGCUGCUACCGUUCGACACAGAAGAAGAGGUUGUGAAGAGAGCAAAUGACACUAUGUAUGGGCUUGCGGCCGGCGUCUUCUCCGGUAACCUUGCUCGCUGCCAUCGAAUCGCCACGCAACUUCAAGCCGGUACCGUCUUUAUCAAUACGUACAACGAUACAGAGGUGAACGUACCUUUCGGUGGCUACAAGAACUCCGGACAUGGUCGUGAAAACGGCUUGGACACAUUACGAGCAUACAGCCAAGUCAAAGCUAUCUACGUCAACAUCCAAGACACUACUGAACAUUGCUUCUAG
This is a messenger RNA of Necator americanus (New World hookworm), 1548 nucleotides long. RefSeq lists its product as uncharacterized. The record is from RefSeq and is a predicted model, not a curated record. NCBI's taxonomy places the organism in Eukaryota, Metazoa, Nematoda, Chromadorea, Rhabditida, Ancylostomatidae. The transcript is spliced from 14 exons. The coding region runs from base 1 to 1548 and encodes 515 amino acids. Gene Ontology annotation, molecular function: 4-trimethylammoniobutyraldehyde dehydrogenase (NAD+) activity; aminobutyraldehyde dehydrogenase (NAD+) activity.